CGAAGAACGCACAUGAUUAUGUAACAUGGUGGAAGAAGUUGCGUCUUCUUCCCUUGAAUUAACCGAAGAAUCCAUAAAUAAAAAAGAAGACAGAGAAUCAUAGCUUUACUUCACGUAAUCCACAGUUGAAACUAAACAACCAAUUCUCUCUUGAAACCCAAACUUGGUUACAAAUACAUUCCCUCAUCAUUCAUCAUUCAUCAACAACCUCUUCAUCUUCGACCUUCACACACUCUUCUCUCGCGCGCAUUAGACACACGUGUAACUACACAUAUACGUUAACACUACGCACGUACCAAAUCUUUAGGAAGGUUAAUUACGACACCACACCAAUGGCGGCGGUAGCUUUUCUCGCCUCCGCCGCGCUGCUGUUGCUGUCGGCUGCGGCGGCGGCUUUUGGAUCGCCGGCGACUCUCACGCUGGAGAGAGCGUUUCCGACGAAUCAUGGAGUGGACUUGAGUCGGCUGAGAGCUCGCGACGCCUUGAGGCAUCGCAGAAUGUUGCAGUCUUCAAACGGCGUCGUUGAUUUCACCGUUCAAGGCACCUUCGAUCCCUUCCAAGUCGGGCUCUACUAUACAAAGGUGCAGUUGGGUACUCCUCCGGUUGAAUUUAAUGUGCAGAUUGACACUGGCAGUGAUGUUCUCUGGGUUAGUUGUAAGUCAUGCAGUGGUUGUCCUCAAACAAGUGGACUUCAGAUUCAGCUCAAUUUUUUUGACCCUGGGAGUUCAUCAACAUCUUCAUUGAUCUCUUGUUCUGACCAAAGGUGCAAUAAUGGAAUACAAUCAUCAGAUGCCAGCUGUUCCAGUCAGAACAACCAGUGCUCCUACACUUUCCAGUAUGGAGAUGGGAGUGGGACAUCAGGCUAUUAUGUGUCAGAUAUGAUGCAUUUAAAUACUAUUUUUGAGGGAGCCGUGAUCACGAAUUCUACAGCACCUGUAGUUUUUGGUUGUAGCGACCAGCAGACUGGGGACUUGACAAAGUCUGACAGAGCAGUUGAUGGGAUAUUUGGAUUUGGGCAACAGGAAAUGUCUGUUAUUUCUCAGCUCUCCUCACAAGGCAUUGCCCCAAGAGUAUUCUCCCAUUGUCUGAAAGGAGAUAGCAGUGGUGGGGGCGUAUUGGUUCUUGGUGAGAUUGUGGAGCCAAACAUAGUUUACACUUCACUUGUUCCAUCACAGCCCCAUUACAAUUUAAAUCUACAGAGCAUUUCUGUUAACGGGCAGACAUUGCAAAUUGAUUCAUCAGUUUUUGCAACAUCAAACAGCAGAGGUACCAUUGUUGAUUCUGGAACAACUUUGGCGUACCUUGCAGAAGAAGCUUAUGAUCCCUUUGUCAAUGCGAUUACAGCUGCAAUUCCACAAAGUGUACGCACUGUUGUUUCCAGGGGAAAUCAAUGUUUCUUAAUCACCACCAGUGUCACCGACACUUUUCCUCAGGUAAGUCUGAACUUUGCUGGUGGUGCAUCUAUGAUUUUAAGACCACAGGACUACCUAAUACAGCAGAAUUCUAUUGGUGGUUCAGCAGUAUGGUGUAUUGGCUUUCAGAAAAUCCAGGGACAAGGAGUAACAAUUCUAGGAGAUCUCGUAUUGAAAGACAAAAUUGUUGUUUAUGAUUUGGCUGGUCAACGAAUUGGAUGGGCUAACUAUGACUGUUCUUUGUCGGUGAAUGUCUCUUCAACAACUGGCACUGGCAGAAGUGAAUUUGUGAAUGCUGGAGAGCUCGGUGGAAGCACUUCUUUACGUGAUGGACUUAAGUUGACAAAGACAGGGUUCUUGGCUUUCUUUGUGCAACUAACACUAAUUUACUGCUUUGGAUUCUUAUAGCAUUUAUACAUUGUGAGAGAUAUUCUUUUUUUCUAUGUAUAUUCUUUUUGCCGGUAUAUAUUUGUGAGAAUCGGCAAGACCACAUUAAUUUGAAUGUUGCUUGUGCCCUCUUUCUGCAUAAUAGGCUUGUCCGGUUUAUCCUUAGGUGAUUCUGUUGAACUCUAUUAGUCUUGUAGAAUCAGAUAAUUACUCUUUACUUUUGACAGUGUUGUAAAUUACUUCACAGGAUUACUGAUUGAAACGCACACACGCGUUAUAAAAUAUAGCUUUUUGUUAUCUUGAUUCAA
This is a messenger RNA of Cajanus cajan (pigeon pea), 2107 nucleotides long. Its product is annotated as Eukaryotic aspartyl protease family protein. The record is from RefSeq and is a predicted model, not a curated record. Gene Ontology annotation, biological process: proteolysis. NCBI's taxonomy places the organism in Eukaryota, Viridiplantae, Streptophyta, Magnoliopsida, Fabales, Fabaceae. Gene Ontology annotation, molecular function: aspartic-type endopeptidase activity.